This is a messenger RNA of Ectocarpus siliculosus, 684 nucleotides long. Lineage: Eukaryota; Phaeophyceae; Ectocarpales; Ectocarpaceae. The record is from the annotation of a GenBank genome assembly.
AUGGCGGAACGGAAAGCAGGGCAGUCGGGGGAUAACGCAAGUACAGAGCAGCAGCAACCCGGCUUGUUGCCGAACGGGGAGCACGCGUUGCAGACAGGAUGGUCUUUCUGGUACGACAAGAAGAUGCCCAAGAAGACCCAGGACCAAACACAGUACCAAGCAUCUCUUCACAAGGCGGGAUCGUUCAAUACCCUGGAGGGGUUCUGGAAGAACUACGUGCACCUCAAGCGUCCGUCCAACAUCAGCAUCAACGUCAACGUGUACCUCUUCAGAGAUGAGCGGGGGCACGUGCCCAUGUGGGAGCGCUACCCGAACGGAGGUUGCUGGAUACUGAGGAUCCGGAAAAAGUCCGGCCAGACCAACACCAGCGUCCUGGGAAAGAUGUGGCAGGACCUGGUGUUGGCCGUGGUCGGAGAGAUGUUCGAGGAGCCUAACGUGGUGGGCAUCGGCAUGGCCAUCCGCUCGAGGGAGGACUUGCUGUCGGUGUGGAACGAGGACAACAGCAACGAGAAGGUGAGGUUCAACAUCGGCGAGCGCCUAAAGCAGGUCCUGGACCUGGAGCCGUCGACUCUCAUCGAGUACAAGCACCACCAGACCGCUAUGCAGGACAUGUCCACUUUCAGGAACGCCAAGGCCUACUGCUUCGCCGUGACCAAGGGGCAAUCACAGACCCAGCAAGGGUAA